This is a messenger RNA of Arabidopsis lyrata subsp. lyrata, 1752 nucleotides long. RefSeq names its product F-box/LRR-repeat protein 13-like. The record is from RefSeq and is a predicted model, not a curated record. Gene Ontology annotation, molecular function: protein binding. Lineage: Eukaryota; Viridiplantae; Streptophyta; Magnoliopsida; Brassicales; Brassicaceae. The transcript has 3 exons. The coding region runs from base 170 to 1552 and encodes 460 amino acids.
AUUUUUGAUAAGCCCUCGUUUUGAAUUUUGGUUCCAUUUUGACCUAUUCGUUCGCGAUAAUGUCGGUAUCGUUGGAUUCCUUGAUUUUCUACAAUAGUCUUAUUUAGCGUUGGAGGGAAGAUUUGAAUCGAUUCUCUCUCUAUUCGAAGCUUUUCGAUUCGGCAUUUACAUGGGUGAAGCUGGAAGGAAACGUGGUCGUGCCAAAGGAUCGAGGAAAAGAAAGAGAGAUGGUGAUUGGAUAAGCGAUUUGCCAGAAUCGUUGCUAUGUAAGGUACUUUUGAAUCUCCCCACUAAGGAUGUGGUUAGGACUAGUGUUUUAUCUAAGAGAUGGAAAAAUCUCUGGAAAUGUGUUCCUGGAUUGGACUUGAGUGGUGAGGAUAUCAAAAUGUACUACAUCUACGUGAGAUUUGUCGAUAGAUUUCUGAAGUUUAAUAGGAAGUAUCACAUAGAAAGUUUUAAGUUAAGCUACCCUGGUGAUGGGAAUUGUGAGCCUGAAAUUGAUCUGAUGAAGCGGUGGAUCACCACAGUCAUUCAGCUGAAAGUUAAAAAUCUCGAGUUUUUUGACUAUUCAUGGGCGAAUGGUACGUUUAAUAUACCUCCAAGCAUCUACACUAGUAAUAGCUUGGUAUACUUAAAGCUAAGUACGGUAACCAUGUCUACUGUCAAGUCUGUUUCUUUACCUUCUCUCAGAGUUCUCAAGCUAAGUGCAGUUAAGUUCGCCGACCAUUUGGAUUUAGAGACACUGAUCUCAGGCUGCACUGCUCUUGAAACCUUAGUUAUAAGUUACUUUGAUCGCGUUGAAGUCUUACGAGUGUGUUCUCAAUCUCUACUGAGCUUCACUCAUGUUGCGCACAAGCGUUACUUUACUCAUGUUGGGCACAAGCGUUUGGCUGAAGAAGAUCUAUCAAUUGUAAUUGAUGCUCCCAGGCUUGAGUAUCUGAAGCUCAGUGAUCAUCAGACUGCAAGUUUCAUAAUAAAAAAUUCUGGUUCUCUUGUUGCGGUGGAUAUUAAUAUUGUGUUUAACUUGUCAUUCGGUUUAGAUCCAAGAGACCUACCAAAGAGAAGUAUGAUUCAUAAUUUUCUCGUUGGGAUCUCUUGCGUCAAAAAUAUGACCAUCUCUUCCAUUACUCUCAAGGUCAUCUAUGAUUACUUAAGAUGUGAACCACUACCCUUAUUCCGUAACCUAUCUUUCUUGCGUGUUAAGUUCUACAACUACAGCUUGAAAAUGCUGCCAACCUUUCUUGAGAGCUGCCCAAAUCUAAAAUCCCUUGUCUUGGGAUCUACUAAAAAACAGAAUAUGAAAGAAAUUAGUAUGUUUUCUGGACCUCAAGGUUUCUUACCAUCUCUCGAGUAUGUUGAGAUAAAGGUGCCACUGAAAGGGGUUGUGGUGGAGAUCAUGAAACUAGUGGGCUACUUUCUUGAGAAAUCAACAAUCCUUAAGAAACUAACCCUAUGCUUGGAUGAUUCCAGAAAGACAGGAGAACCUUUCAUUCGCAAGGAACUCCUUACCAUUCCAAGAAUUUCUACCUCAUGCGAAGUUUUGGUUCUCUGAUCCUUAUAGUCGUUGAUGCCCAUGAACACACAAGUUUGAUUUUUUGAUAAGUUUAUUUAUUUGAACUCGAUGCUUCUUCUUUCUUUAUCGUUUUCAUGAUUAUCGUAGCUUUAUUAAUUGUUUGAUAAGUUUAUUAAUGUGAACACACGAUUCUCUUAGGUGGUACUAUGCCAAAAAUAAAUGUUAUUGGUUUCCUUCUC